AUGCCUUUCCUACAGGCUCCAGAGGACAAGCAGGACGGCGACCGUACCCCCGGGGACUUGCGCAGCGUGCUAGUCACCAGCGUGCUCAGCCUCGAGCCGCUGGAUGAGGACCUCUUCAGAGGAAGGCAUUACUGGGUACCCACCACUCAGCGGCUGUUUGGGGGUCAGAUCGUGGGUCAGGCCUUGGUGGCUGCAGCCAAGUCUGUGAGCGAAGACGUCCACGUUCACUCCCUGCACUGCUACUUUGUCCGGGCAGGAGACCCGAAGGUGCCAGUCCUGUACCAGGUGGAGCGGACGCGAACGGGGGCGAGUUUCUCAGUCCGCUCUGUGAAGGCAGUGCAGCAUGGCAAGCCCAUCUUCAUCUUCCAGGCCUCCUUCCAGCAGACCCAGCCCAGCCCCGUGCAGCACCAGUUCUCCAUGCCCACCGUGCCCCCGCCGGAGACACUACCCGACUCUGAGACCCUCAUUGGCCAGUACUUGAGGGAUCCUAACCUCCACGAGAGGUACCGAGUGGGCCUGAACCGAAUAGCUGCUCAGGAUGUGCCAAUCGAGAUCAGGAUCAUAAACCCACCCACCCUGAACCAGCUGCAGCGCCUGGAGCCCAAACAGAUGUUCUGGGUGCGAGCCCGAGGCCAUAUCGGGGAGGGCGACAUGAAGAUGCACUGCUGUGUGGCUGCCUAUAUCUCGGACUACGCCUUCCUGGGCACAGCGCUGCUGCCCCACCAGUGGCAGCACAAGGUGCACUUUAUGGUCUCCUUGGACCACUCCAUGUGGUUCCACGCCCCCUUCCGAGCUGACCACUGGAUGCUGUACGAGUGUGAGAGCCCCUGGGCUGGUGGCUCCCGGGGACUGGUCCAUGGGCGGCUGUGGCGUCAGGACGGGGUCCUGGCUGUGUCUUGUGCCCAGGAGGGAGUGAUCCGAGUGAAGCCCCUGGUCUCGGAGAGCAAGCUCUAGCCUAAGGCACCAGCUUGGCCUGGGCCUUCAUUCGAGGACCUCCCUGCCACUGCACUCCUGAAGUAAGAGUUACAGUACAAGGCGGGGCCUUCGGCUGCUGGCAUCUAAUAAAGAGACUGGAACCACUGGAA
Molecule: messenger RNA, 1085 nt
Organism: Elephantulus edwardii (Cape elephant shrew)
Lineage: Eukaryota; Metazoa; Chordata; Mammalia; Macroscelidea; Macroscelididae
Gene: ACOT8
Product: acyl-CoA thioesterase 8
Exons: 6
Coding region: 1-954 (317 amino acids)
Biological process (GO): acyl-CoA metabolic process; fatty acid catabolic process
Cellular component (GO): peroxisomal matrix
Molecular function (GO): fatty acyl-CoA hydrolase activity
Source: RefSeq, a predicted model, not a curated record